Molecule: messenger RNA, 1414 nt
Organism: Epinephelus moara (kelp grouper)
Lineage: Eukaryota; Metazoa; Chordata; Actinopteri; Perciformes; Serranidae
Product: tripartite motif-containing protein 16-like
Exons: 1
Coding region: 61-1254 (397 amino acids)
Molecular function (GO): protein binding; zinc ion binding
Source: RefSeq, a predicted model, not a curated record
AAGCUGGUGGAGCCCUCCAAGAAGCUGCAGGAGAACAUCUGCUCUCGUCAUGAUGAGGUGAUGAAGAUUUUCUGUCGCACUGAUCAGCAGUGUAUCUGUUAUCUCUGCUCGAUGGAUGAACAUAAAGGCCACGACACAGUGUCAGCUGCAGCAGAAAGGACUGAGAGGCAGAGAGAGCUGGAGGUGAGUCGACAAAACAUCCAACAGGGAAUCCAGGACAGAGAGAAAGAUGUGAAGCUGCUCCAACAGGAGGUGGAGGCUAUCAGUCGCUCUGCUGAUAAAGCAGUGGAGGACAGUGAGAAGAUCUUCACUGAGCUGAUCCGUCUCAUGGAGGAAAGACACUCUGAUGUGGAGCAGCAGGUCAGAUGGCAGCAGGAAACUGAAGUGAGUCGAGUCAAAGAGCUUCAGGAGAAGCUGGAGCAGGAGAUCACUGAGCUGAAGAGGAAAGAUGCUGAGCUGGAGGAGCUCUCACACACAGAGGAUCACAACCAGUUUCUACACAACUAUCCCUCACUGUCAGCACUCAGUGAAUCCACACACUCAUCCAGCAUCAACAUCCGUCCUCUGAGCUACUUUGAGGAUGUGACAGCAGCUGUAUCAGAAGUCAGAGAUAAACUACAGGACGUUCUGAGGGAGACAUGGACAAACGUCUCACUGACAGUGACUGACGUGGAUGUUUUACUGCCAAACCCAGAGCCCAAGCCCAGAGCUGGGUUCUUAAAAUAUUCAUGUGAAAUCACACUGGAUCCAAACACAGCACAUAUAGAGCUGUUAUUAUCUGAAGGGAACAGAGAAGUAAUAGUAAUGAAAAAGCAACAGUCUUAUCCCAGUCACUCAGACAGAUUCACUUCAUGUUUUCAGGUCCUGAGUAGAGAGAGUCUGACUGGACGUUGUUACUGGGAGGUGGAGUGGAGCGGGAGAGGAGUUGAUGUAGCAGUCGCAUACAAGAACAUCAGCAGAGUGUGGGGCUUGGAUGAAUGUGGUUUUGGAUGCAAUGACAAAUCUUGGUCGUUAGAUUGUGACUCAAACAGUUAUAAAUUUUGGUACAACAGUGUUAAAACUCUCGUCUCAGGUCCUCAGUCCUCCAGAGUAGGAGUGUACCUGGAUCACAGUGCAGGUAUUCUGUCCUUCUACAGCGUCUCUGGAACCAUGACUCUCCUCCACAGAGUCCAGACCACAUUCACUCAGCCUCUCUAUGCUGGAGUUUUAUUACAUGAUUAUGGAGACACUGCUGAGUUGUGCAAACUCAAAUAGACAGAAGUCAUUUAAGGGUUAAAUCCUGUGUAUUAAUUCUUAUUCAGUCUCCAUGUUUGUUGCUGAGAGCUGAUUGUUGUGGCGUCUCUUCACUGCACUGAGAUCAGCUGUCAGUCAAACAUUAUGGGCGGUACUUUGACGUCUUCUCCUGAGUUGUUGU